AAGUUGUCUGCCACGUAUGGCAUUUUUUAUUUUAAGCUCUUUAUUUUGUUGCAUUUUUCUGUAGGGCUUUUAGGUAAACGGGCUGGAGAAAUGAUUUUUUUCAAUUUCUGUUCGCUUUUGCUGUCAUUGUUUAUGUUUGUGAGUGGGGGAAAACUGCCCGAGCCCGAGGUGAACGUUGAAGUGAUACACAAACCCUUCCUGUGUUCCCGCAAGUCAAAGUAUGGAGACAUGCUUCUGGUUCAUUACGAGGGAUUCCUGGAGAGUAAUGGCACAAUGUUUCAUUCCAGUCGCACCCAUGGGGAUAAAAAUCCAAUUUGGUUCACUCUGGGGACCAAAGAGGUGAUCAGAGGCUGGGAUAAAGGUCUGCAGGACAUGUGCACAGGGGAGCGCAGGAAGCUGACAGUCCCUCCAUCACUGGCAUAUGGCAAAGAAGGACAAGGCAAGAUCCCUCCAAGCAGUACCCUCAUUUUUGACAUUGAACUGAUGGAGAUCCGCAAUGGUCCCAGAUCACACGAGUCUUUCCGGGACAUGGAUCUCAAUGAUGACUGGAAACUCUCCAAACUGGAGGUGAAAGAGUAUUUGAAGAAGGAGUUUGAGAAACAUGGCUACUCACCUAAUGACACACAUCACGAAGACAUGGUGGAAGACAUCUUCAAACACGAAGACGAAGAUGAAGAUGGAUUUAUAUCUGUCAGAGAAUUCACCUCCCUGCACGAUGAACUCUGACGAACUCAUUUACUCUAGGUUUUUGAAAUGACUGAUGACUCAGCACAUUGACAGCAUACUGAGUAUUUGUGAAUUUGUUAAUGAGUUGUUUUUGCAGUUUUCUACAUUGGUUUGAUACACUGAUUCAGUUGUGUGUUGUUUUAUUUAAACUGACCAUGUAAAGUAUUAUCAUUUCAAUGAGACACGCUGAGUAUUGGAUUUCUAUGUUGUCUUCACAAAAGAUGCUUUUUUGAAAUAAAAAGCAAUGUGUAAAUAAAUUAAUAUUUAUUGGCUUUACUAUUUACUCAGGAGGGAAUACGUAUGUGUUGGCAUCCCCCAGGAAAUGUAAUUCAAUUAAAACU
This is a messenger RNA of Salarias fasciatus (jewelled blenny), 1067 nucleotides long. It is a transcript of the gene fkbp14, whose product is annotated as FKBP prolyl isomerase 14. The record is from RefSeq and is a predicted model, not a curated record. Bases 91 to 726 code for a protein of 211 amino acids. Lineage: Eukaryota; Metazoa; Chordata; Actinopteri; Blenniiformes; Blenniidae. The transcript has 4 exons. Gene Ontology annotation, molecular function: peptidyl-prolyl cis-trans isomerase activity; calcium ion binding.